AUGUUAGGAUUGGCCGGCUCAUCUUCGGAAUCCGAAAAGAAAACAGAGACAGAACAGAUUGUUUCAGUGACAUAUCUAAUAUACGAAGAUCUUUUUCCCCUGUUUGAGGUCACUCCUACCUCGUACGAAUCAGUUACAUGGAAUCAUGCAAAGAGGCUUGAAAGCCGCUCAAUUCCAAAGCCCCUGCUACCCCUCUGUCAAGUGAGCUUCAAAGGUGAAAGUCUUAAAAAAGUGCCCUAUCGCGUAAAGCCAAGUAUGUGUGGCCUGUCUUCGUGA
This is a messenger RNA of Dovyalis caffra, 276 nucleotides long. Lineage: Eukaryota; Viridiplantae; Streptophyta; Magnoliopsida; Malpighiales; Salicaceae. The record is from the annotation of a GenBank genome assembly.